Aricia agestis (brown argus) is the source of this 1318-nucleotide messenger RNA. RefSeq lists its product as uncharacterized. Bases 192 to 1274 code for a protein of 360 amino acids. The record is from RefSeq and is a predicted model, not a curated record. NCBI's taxonomy places the organism in Eukaryota, Metazoa, Arthropoda, Insecta, Lepidoptera, Lycaenidae. The transcript has 8 exons.
CGGUCGGUACGCGGGGCGGCCGCGCGCUCGGUGACGCCACAGGUGUAUCGAGUGAUAUAUUGGAAUGACCCUACUAUAACUAACAUGGAUUUUUCUUAAAGAACCAAUACAGAACUUUUACAUUAUGAUUCUGUGAACUUAUAUCGAAAAGUGGUCAAAAAGUGAUGGUGCUAUAGAAAAGACCAAAGGCAAUGAUGCCUUUAACAGUUUUAUGGUGGACCAGAAUAGCCCUUCCAUUAUUUUUUCUGGAAUAUGGUAACGCGCAAGCCACAGACGUGGACGUGCGUCUCUCGGCGCCAUCUUGGGUAGCUCGGGGGAGCUCCGCCACCCUCCGUUGUCUCCACCAGGUGCCCCCCCAGCUGCUGUACAAGGUGGAGUUCCUCAGAUCAGGGGCGAAGCUACUCCAGUACGUGCGGGAGAGGACCCCGCCGUAUACGAAUUACUCGUUCCCGGGGGGCAAGCUAAAUAUGUCUCUGGUGUCGGAGAACUCCAUCACAAUAGACAACUUGGACCCGACGGCGUCCGGCCUCUACUGGUGUGAGGUGUCCCUGGAGACGCCCAUCUUCACAGCCGCAUCGCCGCCGCACCAGCUCACUGUUGUGUAUUCUCAAAAGCACCCGCCCAUCAUAACGUUCGGGAAACCAGACGUAGUGGUCGGUGGUUUGCUCCGAGCGAAUUGCACUAGCGCACCAGCCGCGCCCGCGCCGAAACUGACUUGGUACAUUGACAAUGAAAAGGUUCCCGACGAAUCCAUCAAAUACUUCUCCUACCGAGUCUCCAGUUCCACGAGGAUCAAGGGUGGCGGGGGAUAUCGUCACAGAAAAUACCACCGAUACAUAGCACCGGAGUUUAACUACACCGCUAAAUACUGGGCAUUAGUCAGCGAGUCGACUACACCAUCGACUACCAACUUGAGCAAGAACAACAAGUGCACACUGAAAGACGGACAGUCUGAAGAGAUGGCUAAGAUACGCAACAGGCCGCGCGACCCUCCCCCUCCCAUCUCCUUGUGGGUGUCCAUCGCCGAGCUUCGCACCCCUGCUCACGGCCGCCUGCAACUAACCUGCACUGCCACCAUACCCGAUGAGGUCGGCCCGGGGGAGCGCUUCGCGGAUGUCAAGAAGCAGACCGUUACAGUUGCCGUGAAUGAGCUUAGUUUAAAAAGGCCACGUACGGAGACGAGUUACGCGAACGCGACCUCCACGACUCCACAUCUGCACCCGUUUUUGUUUAUUGGUUGCGGAUUUCUUCUACACGAACUGAGAACACCAUAAAGUGCUGUAAGAUAAGUUGAUUCCUAGGCAGAUGGCGGACCUAA